Molecule: messenger RNA, 3243 nt
Organism: Talaromyces atroroseus
Lineage: Eukaryota; Fungi; Ascomycota; Eurotiomycetes; Eurotiales; Trichocomaceae
Exons: 6
Coding region: 1-3243 (1080 amino acids)
Source: RefSeq, a predicted model, not a curated record
AUGACCUUGUUCAAUGAGAUUCCGAGAAAACAUAUUUUGACUCAGAACCUAGCAGCUGAGCAGAGUGAGACUGAAACUGUUGGAAAAGAGCUCCGACGAUACAUUGAGACUGCUGGAUUUUAUGCAUGGCUUUUCCGGAGGAAAUUUUCACACUCUAUUUACGUUGAAGAGCCUGACGCAGUUGCGUUCAUGGAUGCGUGCAACGAGUGGAGGAACUUGAGUCAUUAUACGAUUGCUUACUGGGUCAAUGAUGGCAAGGAGUUGCAAUACACUCCGACCUCUACACCUCCCUAUCACCAACCGACUCAGAUAACCGUCGAUUACACCAAUAAUUCAGAGACAAAUGCUUUCCCAGAAUUAAGUCUACAAAAAAUCUUCAGUGAUUGCACCCCGGAGAUCCUUGAAGCCUCAGUUGACCUCGGCGUCAACCUGCUUGAGCAGUUAAAGAAGCCACUGCGUCAUCUAUCACCUGAUAUAGACGCUGUCGAUUGGCUAAACAGCAUAGAAAAUUUACAAAAGCAAACUUUACCACCGAAAACAAUUGUCGGUGUUGUCGGUAAUAUUGGUGGUGGCAAAUCAUCCGUCAUCCAUGCGAUGCUCGACGAAGAGCGAUUGGUGCCAACUAACUCUAUGCGGGCGUGUACGGCAGUGGUCACCGAAAUAUCUUACAAUCAUGACAAAGUCUCAUACCGAGCAGAGGUUGAGUUCAUUAAUUUACUGGAUGCUCAUGGAAAUGUCACGACCGAAGCAUGGCGACAAGAAACGGAAGCUAGCAUUGCAUAUGCUAAGAUAAAAGCUGUAUAUCCUGAAUAUACGAAGGAUAUGUUGCAGAAGAGCUCUGUCACCCGGUUAUUAGAACACUCCAAAGUUCAAGAGCUGCUCGGUGGGAAGAAGGAGAUAUUUGAAUUUGACCCUGCACAACUUUACCAAAAGCUCCAGUCUUAUGUUGACAGCAAAGAAAAGACAGCCGGAAAGAAAGAGUUAGAAGUCUGGCCUCUUAUCAAGGUUGUUCGUAUCUAUGUGAAGGCUGCCUGUCUGUCGACCGGGGCGGUUAUUGUCGACUUGCCUGGCGUGCAUGACUCUAAUGCGGCUCGUGCCGCCGUUGCUGAAGGCUAUAUGAAGCAAUGCACGGGCUUGUGGAUAGUUGCUCCAAUCACACGAGCCGUAGAUGAUAAAGCAGCAAAAUCUCUACUGGGUGACACGUUUAAGCGGCAGCUGAAAAUGGACGGGAAACUCGACUCUGUCAGUUCCAUAUGCAGUAAGACUGACGACAUUAGCAUUUUGGAAUGCCAGGAGUCUUUGGAUCUCGAGGCGCAGAUGAGUGCCCUUUGGAUGAGAUCUAAAGAGUAUAGCACGAUGAAGCAGCGAUGCGAAGAACAACUAGACAUGCUCAAGGAGACAAAAGCAGAAUAUAUCGCGACUUUGGACCAUAUCGACGAACAGAUUGAGGCUUGGGAGGGAUUCAAGGAAACUAUCGAGAAUGGCAACAAAGUCUUCGCCCCAGGGAACAAAUUGCCUUGCAGAAAAAGGAGACGAAAUAGAAACAGCAAUGCAUCAGGCUCACCCCAGAAGAAGCACAGACCCUCAAUCUCUGAUUCCGAAGGUGACCAUGCAGAUACCGGCAGUGAAAGUGAACUUGACGACGAAGAAGGUGAUGAUUCGGGACAGCCUCUAACGUUAGAAGUAGUCGAGGAAAAGCUUACAGAGUUAAAGGCGAAUAAGAGGGAGAGUCGUCUUCAUCGCCAAAAAAUUGAUGCCGAAAUGAAACUUUCCCGGAAGGAGAUUUCAAAGAUCAAAGAAAAGGAAACAAACACUAAGGCUGAAAUGAGUGCUAUGGCUAUUUCAGCUAGGAAUGAAUAUUCCAGAGAGCCAAUCCAGCAAGACUUUGCAGCUGGUAUCGAGGAAUUGGACCACGAACUUGCUGAAGAAGUCGAUGCUUCAAACUUCAACCCCGAGAUUGAUGUUCGUGAUUAUGAUGAAGUCGCUAAAGCACUGCCAGUGUUUUGUGUCUCUUCUAGAGCUUAUCAGAAGCUUCAAGGGCGCUUCCAAAAGGAGGCACAUGUGCCGGGAUUUCAGACCAUCGAAGAAACAGAAAUUCCUCAGUUACAAGCUCACUGCAAAAGAUUGACUGAAGCAAGUAGGAAAAGGAAUUGCCAACGUUUCUUGAACGGUGUGGAUCAAUUUUUUAACUCCCUCCGACUGAUAUUGUCUCCUGAGGGCAUUCAGGUUACUGCUGAGCAGAAAAUUGCUAGGGCCGCAAUUGUUGAGGAUGAAUAUAAAGCGUUUGACAAAGAAUUGGAAAAAUACCUCAAAAGCACUUGCCAGCAUAUAGUUAAAGAAAUCGAAGGCGACAUUAGUCAGGUCUGCGAUAAGGCAAUCAAUAUUACAAGGAAGCAAGCAAACAAGACCGUGCGUAGCUGGGGUGCGCCGACCAACGAUUUAGAUCGCCCUGCCGGAGGACUCAAGUGGGCAACGUACAAAGCGUUGUGCCGCCGAAACGGGGUCUAUUCAAAUGGUCAAGACGGCCAUAACUGGAAUGCCGAACUAAUUGAGCCUGUUAUUAAAGCUGUUGCGCCUAAUUGGGAGAAGGUGUUUUCUCGAGGUCUCCAUGAUGUCCUAAAACGUGCCGCAAAGGAGAGCGCAAGCUUGUUGGAAUCGUUCCAUAACAACGUCAGUGUCAAAAUCAGCCAGGAGACUGGCCCGUUGGAAAGUUCUCAUAUGCUUUCUCAACAAAUCCCUCUUUACCAACAGAUUUUGAACGACAUUUUCAGCCGGCAGAUCUUGGAGGUUAGAGAGAAAUCAAAAGACACAAGUCGAAUGUUUGAACCAGUCAUUGCAGAGACAUUAAGUCCUGUGUAUGAAGUCUGUGUUGAAGAGAGUGGUAGGGCCCCGGCGAUAUUGAAUGUAUUCGAUUGCUUUUUAACAGCUCUGAUAAGCAUUGGAAGCUUCAUGCGAAUGAAAGAGGCCAUGUCUACCUUCGUGCACCAAGCCCGGGACACAAUGUUUCAUCAAAGCGUCGACGCAGUUAGAAAGGCCCUCAAUGAAAUGUGCCAGUCAUUGGAGGAAGCACUUCUUUCUCAAAUAGAAAAAGUCAUUAUUUCACUGAAACGGGAUUAUAUGUCUGCGGUUCAUCGUGGUGUAUUAUCCAAGGAGAAACGGGAUAUACUUAAGGAUGUCCUGGAAACAAUUACAGAGAGCGAAUCGUCUUUUAGAAAGCUGGCUAUUCCCUUCAAGGAGAUGUGA